CACACUACGAACGAUGGCCUUUUCCAUGUUUCCUUCUUGGUGGCGCUUCAAUCGCCAAAGCUCUUCCAAGACAUCGACCGUCAGUCAAGUGCUCAUCUCAAGCCGUACUGUGGCGACUUCGGACGAUGAAUACGACGACGAAGAGUUCUGCUAUGGGAUGACCAAGAUGCUUCGCACCGAUUCGAUCUCAUCCGAGACAACAUUUAUCGAAUCGGAGCUUGCAAGCCUUGAUGCUUGGAACUUUGAUGAGGACGACGAGCCGAUACCACUCCUCGAUGCCGAGGCCACGCGCCGCCCGCCAAGUCCGAUCGUUACCAAGCCUGUCCAAGGCAACGGCGUCUGGGCCUUCCAUGACGAUGAAGACGACAUUGCGCCACCGCACAGUCCGCUCAUGGCGCGUCGCCCAAACAUCUACUACCCACCAACGAGUCCGAUUCGAAACCAGCUCUAAGUCCAUCAUUUGAUUGGCGUGAAACCCGGUCGUAGGCGUUUCUUCAGUUGUACUCUACUAGUCGAAGGUUAAUUUAUUCG
Saprolegnia parasitica CBS 223.65 is the source of this 531-nucleotide messenger RNA. RefSeq lists its product as hypothetical. Bases 14 to 451 code for a protein of 145 amino acids. Lineage: Eukaryota; Oomycota; Saprolegniomycetes; Saprolegniales; Saprolegniaceae. The transcript has a single exon. The record is from RefSeq and is a predicted model, not a curated record.